CCUAUCACUUAUCAGCUACAAACAACUAUUAGGCAGCUUAAAAUGAUGUAUCAGGCAUCGGAGUCACGGGAUUUCACUGCAUCUCCCUAGAUACAUAAUACCUUAGGUUAGUACCUGCAUGUGAGCCGACUGAUACAUAUUACAUACAUAAGUUUUAUUACAUUUCCUCGUUGCCGCGUUAUCUUUGACCCCAAGAAACGUGAGAAAUCUAUAUCAAGCAGUCACACCUAUUACACUAAGGGGUGAUUUGCUAGACAAUCGUGGUGGUUUGCCGUUUGCACUUACACACCUGCACAGGUACUCGUUGCAAAGUUAAGCCAACGCAACCAGUAUUACCUCUAGGGGUUUUGGUUCGAACCAAAGAUCAUGGCCGAGAUAUCCAGCAUGGAGAACACCACUCAGUCCCGCUACUGCCCUAUUGUAUUUGUCCUCGGACUCCCGGGCAGCGGCAAGGGUACCCUAUGUAAGCUCGUCGCCGAUCAGUCCGAUAUCUCCGGCCAUCGCUAUUGCCACAUUUCAACGGGAGAUUAUUUACGUGAGCUCUGCAAGUCUGAGGUGUCUGACGACACUCUGAGCUUCGACCUUAACAGAAUUCGCAAGCAUCUACGCGAGAGCAAACUCCUGCCCUCCCACGUACUUGUUCCAGUGCUAGAGCACAAGAUCAGCUCCAUCCCAAAGGAAAGUAACGCUACUACCACCUGGCUGAUCGACGGGUUCCCACGCAACAUGGAGACUGCACUGGUAUUCGAGGAGAAGAUUGGCAAGCCGGUGAAAGUCAUUGUUUUAGAGUGCGCACGAGACGUUGCCCAGCACCGGUUCCUGAGUCGCGGCAGGGAGAGAAGCGACGACGAGAAGCUCUUCACACGGCGGUACGAGGAGUACGUCGAGAACAUGAAAGCAAUCCGCGAGCACUAUGGAAGCGCUCUGGAAUCGAUCUGCGUGGAUGGAACUCGCGAGGAGAGCCUUGCCGAGUUUAUACGUGUGCUACCACAAAACUAGGGGGCUCCCACGAUUUGAAGAUCUUGGGGUUUCACGUCCCCUGUGACACCCUUCAAGCACCAUUGCCGAUAUUUCACAUUCGAGACCCUUUCUGUAUUUAUUCGCAGAGUAACGCCAGACCUGGACUGUCCUCUAAUGUAAAUAAUGGCUUGGUAGCAGACGC
This is a messenger RNA of Hypoxylon fragiforme, 1162 nucleotides long. RefSeq names its product P-loop containing nucleoside triphosphate hydrolase protein. Gene Ontology annotation, biological process: nucleobase-containing compound metabolic process. NCBI's taxonomy places the organism in Eukaryota, Fungi, Ascomycota, Sordariomycetes, Xylariales, Hypoxylaceae. The record is from RefSeq and is a predicted model, not a curated record. Gene Ontology annotation, cellular component: cytoplasm. The coding region runs from base 367 to 999 and encodes 210 amino acids. The transcript is spliced from 4 exons. Gene Ontology annotation, molecular function: ATP binding; AMP kinase activity.